GGCGCCGGUCUAUAGGGAGAAGCGCAUUGCAAUAUUAACCAGGCACAAUCACACUGUGGCAUUAAAUAUAGGCUAACAUCUUCGAGAAAUCAAUGGCAGAAUCACUGUGAUUCUCUUUACUGAAACACGAGAGGGGCUAUAGCUAUUGGUUAACAAAAAAAAAAAAAAAAGAAAGAAAGAGGAAGGCCCGUAUGUGAUGGUAUUGUGAGCUUCAUUUAGCUUUGACGUUAUUCCAGUGUGCUGUAGUAAAAGAAGAGAUUUUGUUUAAUUUAAAAAAGAAAGAAAAGCCCAGUACUCAAGAUGGAUGUUUUCAUGAAGGGAUUUUCCAAGGCCAAAGAAGGGAUGGCUGCUGCUGCAGAGAAGACCAAGGAAGGGGUUGCAGUGGCGGCUGAAAAAACAAAGGAAGGGGUCAUGUAUGUCGGGAGCAUGACCAAGGAAGGAGUUGUGCACGGUGUCACUUCCGUGGCAGAGAAGACAAAGGAGCAGGCCUCCCAGCUAGGGGGUGCUGUUUUCUCUGGGGCAGGUAACAUCGCAGCAGCCACAGGCCUGGUAAAGAAAGAUGAAUUCCCCACUGACAUGAAGCCUGAGGAGCUGGGGCAGGAGGCAACGGAGGAGCCCCUGGGAGAGUCGCUGCUGGAGCCCGAGAGGGAGACCUACGAAGAGGCCCCACAGGAAGAUUAUCAGGAGUAUGAACCAGAAGCAUAAAGCUGACCAGGUCUCCCAGUCCAACCAGCUACAGCACAAUACUACUAAAAAUACUACUGCUAAUAAUAA
Molecule: messenger RNA, 774 nt
Organism: Polyodon spathula (Mississippi paddlefish)
Lineage: Eukaryota; Metazoa; Chordata; Actinopteri; Acipenseriformes; Polyodontidae
Gene: sncb
Product: synuclein, beta
Exons: 6
Coding region: 301-705 (134 amino acids)
Biological process (GO): chemical synaptic transmission; synaptic vesicle endocytosis; synapse organization
Cellular component (GO): neuronal cell body; cytoplasm; axon terminus
Molecular function (GO): cuprous ion binding
Source: RefSeq, a predicted model, not a curated record